Molecule: messenger RNA, 1662 nt
Organism: Centruroides sculpturatus (bark scorpion)
Lineage: Eukaryota; Metazoa; Arthropoda; Arachnida; Scorpiones; Buthidae
Exons: 5
Coding region: 52-1662 (536 amino acids)
Cellular component (GO): plasma membrane
Molecular function (GO): protein binding
Source: RefSeq, a predicted model, not a curated record
GUUUGACAACAUUAUCUAACUUUUUUCAUAAACAUUUAAAAUGGGCCAUUUAUGUUAAAAGAAUAUAAAUUUUAUUUUUUACAGACUCCAAAUAAUGAAUUUUUAAAGUUGAAAAUCUGGUUAAAACAUAGUUCUGAUUCAAAAGGAUUUGGUUUUUCAUUAAGAGGCGGUAAAGAUCAAGGAACACCUGUAUUUGUAGAUUCAGUCACUCCAGGAGGUGCUAGUGAAGUUGCUGGAUUAAAAGUUGGAGAUGAGAUUAGAGAAAUAAAUGGAGAAAGCUGUUAUGGUCGUUGUCAUUCUGCUCUGGUAUUUGCAGUUAAGCAAGCAGUGUACACUGGUCUUUUAGAUUUGGUAAUAAAGAGAGCUAGUGACUCAGAUAAUAUCGAAGCAAAGGAUAGCCAACCACAGAUAAUAUCUCGAAGAGGAUCUGCAUUUGCUCAGAGAAUUGCAAUGUUCAAUAAUAGUAUUGAAAACCAAAGUUCUCAAGACAAUCAAAAGAGCGAACCUUAUGAUUUCCGAAAUAAGGCAGACUCAAUUGUUCUUAGGAGGCGAUCUACUUUUGAAACAGCAACUCAAAAUAAAGAACAAACUGCAAGUAAUAGAUGGUCAACAAGUGUAACUCGUGAUUCAUAUUCUGGAGGUUUUAGUGUUCAAGAUAGAAAGAAUUCUUUUGAAUCAUUUGCAACAAUGGAUCAUUCUACAGAAGUUAAAUCUUUUACUAGUAAAAAACUUCCACCACCAGUUCCAGCUAAGCCAAAAUCUAAAAUGAGUACAUCUAUUGAAUCUAUUGAGUCAUUACAUGAUUUAUCAAAGGAAGCACCAGUAGAAAGUAAUGAACUACCUGAAAAGAAAAAUAUUUGUAUGGAGACUCCAAAGUUAACAGAAAGUGAAGUUUUGAUAACAACUACACUGGAUACUAUGCAAUUAAAUGAAAUUGAAAGGAAAGAAGAACCAGAAAUAAUAAAAUUAAAUGAAGAUAAAAAUGUUGAAACAUUAAAAGAGUUGUGUGAAAAUUGUUUAACAAAAUCUGGUUCUCCUCCUCUUGAACAAAAUGCAAAAUUAGAUGAUAUUGAAAAAAAUAAUCAAGUCAACUCAGUAAAUGAUGUACAAAAUGAAAUUAUACCAUGCGGUUAUUCAGUGAAAGUUCAAGGUGAUAUGAACAUUGUAUAUGAAUCUUAUGCUCAUGAACCGUCUGAUGAAAUUUGUCAAAAUGACAUUUCUGAAGAAUCUAAUAGUAAUGAAAUUGCUGAUCAUGAUACUAUGUAUAUUACUGAUAAUAAUGAUCAACAGAUUUUCACUAAUGAACUAAAUAAUGAAGUUUGUAAUUUACCAAAUCAACUGAUAGAUGAAAGCUGUAAAAAUAAUGAACAGUUGAGUAAAAAUGAAAAUGAAUGUUUCUUCUCUCAAGUACAAAUGACUGUAUCAGAUACAGAAAUAUGUGGUGAAAAUGUAGAGGAUAAUCUUGACAUUGGUAUGAAUGAAACAACUUCAGAUGUUAACAGAUCAGAAGUUUCAUCUCAAUGUAACUAUAUUGAAUCAAGAAGUACUCAGUCUGAUAUUUUAACUCCUGUUGAUGAUAUUGCUGAACAGAUGGAAUUGAUGAUUUUAAAUCAAUUAGCUCAACAAAAUGACAAUGUUGAACAAGAUAAAUUAACAAGAUAA